GCUCCCUCUUCCCAGCCCUCUCCCGAUGCUGCUCCGGGGCCCCGGCAUGGGGGAGGCUCCCGCGAGGGUACCAGCGGCGCCGGGAUGCUCGCGGCGGGGCGGCGGCUGCCGGGUGCCGCCGGGACCACGGGGCCGGUGCAGGACGGGUGACCCCCGUGACCCUGGGGCUGCGCUGGAGCAGGGAGCUGCUCUGUGUUAUGGUGACCCCUUGGGCGAGUUGGAUCCGGGAGGGAUUUCUCUCCGGGCGCGUGUGGCGAUUUGAUUUGGCUUGCAAAGUGCUGAUUUCCUCCGGGGCAUCUUGCUGCGUGCCGCAGGGCAACCCCAGCAGCGCGUCAGGCACUCCGGCUUGGGGAAGCCCCGCUCCCCUCUUCCUUCUGCUCCUGAGCGAUGCUGGUUCAGCGUCAGUGCCCCGGGUGGGUGCGGGGGGGCUGCUGGUGCUGUGCCACGUCCCCGUCCCGUUGCCGGCCGGGCUGUGCCCAGCGGCAUCGUGUGCGGUUCCCUGGGGCAGGCGGGAGACAUGCGGGUUGCGGGGGGCUGACGGGGUGGGGCGCCGGGGCUCGCCACCCUCCCGGGCUUUCUCCCCGCAGGGCGCAUGGACGGGGUGUCUCCCGCUGAGACGCGGCGGGCGCCGCGGCCCCCCCGGCAGCACGGCCCGAGCGGCGGCCGAGCCCCGGCCCCGCCGGAGCCCCCCGAAGCCGCCCGCGGCCCUCACGCCGUCCUGGAGAGCAAGGUGAAGGCGCUGAAGGAGAAGCGGGCGGGGGCCCGGCCGGGGACCCCCGCGGCCGCCCCCGAGCGCCCCUCGCCCAAGAAGCCCCGUCCCCAGCGGGGGAAGUCGGGGGAGGACGCGGCGGACCCGCGGGCUCGGCUCCGCACCUACCUGACGGACGGGCUGCUGGACAGCGGGGAGCCCCUGGCCAGCGGCCCCCCGGCCCCCCGCGCCGGCACCCCGGGGCUCUGGCGAGUGCCGGCGCCCAGGGGAGAUGUGCCGGGAGGCACCGAGCUCCGCCGGGACGAGGGCAGCGCGUCCCGCGGCUCUGCCUCCCUCCGUCGCACACCGUCGCUGGGAGAGGAGGCGCGGACCGCACCGCGGGCUCGGGGGGGUCCGGCUGCGGCCCCCGCUGCGGCCCAGCGCUGGGACAGGCUCUCGCUGGCCGAGCGGGUGGAGAGGAACCGGCGGCUGCUGCAGGAGGUGCUGGGCCUCGCUGCGCCUGAGAUGCUGGUGAGCGACGGGGACUGGGACUCGGGGGUCUCUCUGCAGGACACUGAGGGCAGCAGGGCCUUUGUCCCCAGGCAGGAGCUGGAGCUGAGCCCGCGGCACGAGCAGGCCAAGCAGCUGCUGCAGCGAGCCCGCAUGAAGGCUCGGACGAACCCGCUGCGCGCCAGCCACGACAUCCUUCUCCUGCCCGCCGCCGCCGGCCCGCGCCCCAGGGAGCCCAGCGGGCGGCCGAGCGCGGUGCCGCGGGACGGCGGGAGCCUCAGCGACUCGUCGAGCGGGGAGUCGAGCUGCGGGCGGCCGCGGCGGCCCCGGGGCCCCUCCCCGUCCCGCGUCCGCUUCGAGGACGAGUCGGCCCGCGACGCCGAGGUGCGGUACCUGGAGCGACUGCAGCUGCGGCACCGGCGGGCGCUGGGCUCCACGCUCUCCUCGCCUGACCCGGCUGCCGCUGGCAACAAGCCCGGAGCCCGGAGCGGAGACCUGGCGGCCGGGGUAAAGUGCAGCGCCUGCGGCUCUGUCCUGAGUGCUGCUGCUGGCCAGGGCACGGAUACACCAGCAGCCAGCGACGAGGCCAAAAGCAGCCCCGUGGCACAAGGAAACGUCCCAGGGGCCGGCGGGGCACCAAGCGCUGCCCGCACGGAGCCCAAAACCAGGGCUCUGGGCCCCCGCGGGUCCCCGCUGUGGAUCCUCCCCUCCCGGCAGCGCAUCCACACCGAGAAGAUCAAGGAGACGUACAUCGGGGACGUCACCAACGUCGACGAGGUGGACUCGGCCCUGGAGAGCACCGACACCUCGGACGGCUGCCGGACGGACAGCGAGGAGGCAGGACCUCACAGCCCCCAGCCGCGGGGGCACCGGGACCCCCGGGCUCAUGGGCGCAGGGCCCCCCGUGCCGCCCCGCAGCUGGAGGCCAGAACUGGGACGGGUACGUGUGUGGGCAGCGGUGGCUCCCGCGCAGGGGACGGAGGCUCAGGAGGUGCCCCAAGCCAGACAGGGCAACCACUGGGGAGAGCUGGCAGCCGGGAUGAUGAGGACCCCCACCAGCAUCUGAGGGCCAGCAUGGAGGUGGGAAACACCACUCCUGCCCCACAGCAGCCCACUGAGUGCCUGGACCCCUCCUCGCAGCUGGGGACUGGCAGCCACGUCCCUGCUCCCUCUCCUACCACCAAGGCCUGCUCCCAGGUGCCUUGCAGGAAAGCUCUCUUCUCUGGCAGCAGCCGCCGGGCGUCGAGCCAGGGAGCCCGGGGCCCAGAGCCUGAUGGGGGAAGCGCUGCAGCCCCCCAGCCCGGAGGCACGGGGCAGGGGAGGGGGCCCUGCAGCCCCAGGUGGCUCCCGGGGGGCCCCCUCCGUGCCUUGUCCACCAACAACUGCAACAACACCCGCGGGCAGGACCUUCCAGGGAUGGGCAGAGGUAAGAGAUCUGCAGAUGGGGGUGGCCAUGGAUCCUCAACAAGGUGGGGAGGUGAAAGUCUUGCUGCAUUUCCAGGGGCACCAUCGCAGCCCACCACGAGCCUCCAGCCCCAGGAGGCUGCUCCAUCCCCCAGGGAAGCUGCUGGGACAGCUGGAGCACAGCAGCAGCAGCACCCAGCCGGGAGCGUGGCACCAGGGGAGCUGGGGCGGGCGGUGAGUCGCAAGGGCAGCAGUGCAUCGGGACUGAAGAAGCUCCUAUGCAGCCUGAGCCAGAGCACCAAGCAGCGCCUGGGCCGCUUCCGCUGCUACAGCAUGGAGCAGCUCCCGGGCCCCAGCGGCAGCCCCCCGGGCAGCCCUGGCAUGAAGAAGUCGCCCUCCCUGCAGUCCCUGCAGCUGGUCUCACCCUUCUGCCAGCCCCGAAAAGCUGCCUCUGUCCAGAGCCUGCACCCUGUGCCGGGCAAAGCCCCCCGUGCCAGCGCGUACCUGCUGCCCGCACCCACGGCCGACAGGAAGGGGGUCCCGGGGCCGCGGCGCUCGCUGAGCGUGGAGGACAUCGGGGCGCCAGGGCGGCUGCACACCGUGGGGCGGGUGCUGCAGGUCUUCCCUGACGGCACGAGCCAGCUGGAGCUGCAGAGACCCCCCGACGGCGCCUUCGGCUUCCGCGUCACCUCCGGGCACGGCCGCCCCGACACAGGUGUGUACGUGCAGGAGAUGGCGGACGCGGGCACGGCCAAGCUGUACGCGGGGCUGCUGGCCGUGGGUGACGAGAUCCUGCAGGUCAACGGGGCGGCCGUGUCGGUGCUGGGGCUGCCCCGCAUCCGCCAGCUGCUGCUGCACGCAGACACCCUCACCCUGCGCGUCCUCAGGCACCGCCCCGCGCCGCGGGACCCCCGGCACGGCCCCCGCUAGCCCCGGCGGGGGGAGGCCGAUGGCCCAGGAUGCCGCGGGACGGCAGCUGCCCUGGUGCCACGGGGGCAAGGGGCUUCCCAGCCCUCGGGGAGAUGAAGGACUUGAGGAUCCCCUCAGACAGUGCCCAGCGUCUCUAGGAGCUGCCCCGUUGUGGGGACACUCUGCCUCGUGCCCCCAGGAGCCGUGAGGACACCUCGCCUCUGUGCCCCCAGGAGCCGUGGGGUUCCCUGCCAGCACUUCUGGGCUCCUUUUAAAUUAUUUCAAACUGGAAAGAAAAAAAA
This is a messenger RNA of Colius striatus (speckled mousebird), 3813 nucleotides long. Its product is annotated as KIAA1614 ortholog. Gene Ontology annotation, cellular component: apical plasma membrane; nucleus; cell cortex. Lineage: Eukaryota; Metazoa; Chordata; Aves; Coliiformes; Coliidae. Gene Ontology annotation, biological process: establishment or maintenance of cell polarity; regulation of cellular localization; centrosome cycle. The record is from RefSeq and is a predicted model, not a curated record. Gene Ontology annotation, molecular function: protein kinase C binding.